AUGACCUUAUGUCAAAUGUUCUUCGAUGGUCUUCUUCUGUAUUGUUUCUUUCCUAGUUUUGGUAGCGAUAAUACUUACAUUGUCACAGAAAUAGUAUGUCAUUUCGAGGACGAGGUGGUGGAGGAGGAGGAGGAGGACGGAGUCGUGGAUAUAGAGGAGGAGGAGGAUUUCGUGGAGGACGUGGUGGAGGUCGUUGAAGUUGGCGAGUUCACUCAUACUUGCGAGGAUGACAUUGUAUGCAAGUGUACGUGUGGAAAGAUUCCUUUUUUUAACGCGCCUAUUUAUUUUCAAAAUAAGGAAAAAAUUGGGAAGAUUGAUGAGAUCUUUGGCAGCUUGUUAGAUAAUGGAUUUUCUGUUACUCUAUCAGAUGGGAUCAAGUCUGCUUCAUUCAAGCUGGGCCAGAAGCUUUUUAUCGACCCAGCCAAGCUAAUGCCUAUCGAAAGGUUUCUGCCUGGGAAUACCCAUGGGGGACGAGGUAGAGGUGGACGAGGCAGAGGUGCGGAUCGUGGCCGUGGUGGACGAGGUGAUCGUGGAGGAUUCCGUGGUGGACGCGGUGGUUCCAGUGGAGACAAAGGUGGAAGAGGUCGCAGCGGAUUUGGAAACGACCGAGGAGGUCGCGGUGGGUUCGGAAAUGAUCGAGGGGGUCGCGGCGGGUUUGGACACGAUCGAGGAGGUUACGGCAGAUCUGGAAAUGACCGAGGAGGUCGUGGCGGAUUUGGAGGAGAUCGCCAUGGCGGCAACAGAGGUUUUUUUCUUCGCUGA
Angiostrongylus costaricensis is the source of this 762-nucleotide messenger RNA. Lineage: Eukaryota; Metazoa; Nematoda; Chromadorea; Rhabditida; Metastrongylidae. The record is from the annotation of a GenBank genome assembly.